AUGUCUGCCGUCGACGCUGUCGCCAACACCAUGGCCGCGACCACCCUUAACGACACUCCCAAGACCAACGGCACCACUGCGGCCUCUCAGCCUACCGAUGCUGCCGCUGCCAGCGCUGACGAGGGCCGCCGCCUCUACAUUGGCAAUCUGGCCUAUGCGACCACUGAGGAGGAGCUCAAGGAGUUCUUCAAGGCCUACAAGAUCGAGAGCACCUCGAUCCCCGUGAACCCUCGCACCAGCCGCCCCGUUGGAUACGCCUUUGUCGACCUCGCCACUGCUCACGAGGCGACUGCCGCGGUCGAGAACCUUUCUGGAAAGGAGAUUCUUGCGCGCAAGGUGUCCGUUCAGUUGGCUCGCAAGCCCGAGCCCGCUGAGGCCAAGGAGGGUGUCACCAGUGGUGGCGAGGGUGCUAGCGGCAAUGAGGGUCGCAAGCGCACUGGUGGCCGUGGCCGCGGCCGUGGUCGUGCUCGUGGUCGCGGUGGUCGGGCUGCCCGUGGACGUACUCAGGAUGGACAGGAGCCAACUGAGACCACCACCAACGCCGCUACCACUGCUCCUGCGGCUACUGCGGACGCCACGACUGUGAAGGAUGCCACCAGCGAGAAGGCACCAUCUGUCACCGAGGGUGCUAAGCCCGGCAAGGCUCGUGCUCCUCGUCCCCAGAAGCAGCGCGGUCCCCCCGAGGAUGGAAUUCCCUCCAAGACCAAGGUCAUGGUCGCCAAUUUGCCUUAUGAUCUGACUGAGGACAAGCUUAAGGAAAUCUUUGCUGCCUAUUCUCCCGUGUCGGCCAAGGUCGCUCUGCGCCCCAUCCCCCGUUUCAUGAUCAAGAAGCUGCAGGCUCGCAACGAGCGCCGCAAGACCCGCGGCUUCGGUUUCGUCAACUUGGCCUCUGAGGAACUCCAGACCAAGGCCGUCAACGAGAUGAACGGAAAGGAGAUUGAUGGCCGCACCAUUGCCGUCAAGGUCGCUAUCGACAGCCCCGGCAAGGAAGAUGACGUGAACGCUGCUGCCGAUCAGUACGAGCAGAACUCGGCUCCGGCCCAGGCUGCCUCCACUGCCGGCCAGGAGGAGAACGUUGCCCCCGCUGAUCCUGCGGCUCCCACUACCGCCGCUUGA
Molecule: messenger RNA, 1116 nt
Organism: Penicillium diatomitis
Lineage: Eukaryota; Fungi; Ascomycota; Eurotiomycetes; Eurotiales; Aspergillaceae
Product: RNA recognition motif domain-containing protein
Exons: 4
Coding region: 1-1116 (371 amino acids)
Molecular function (GO): RNA binding
Source: RefSeq, a predicted model, not a curated record